Molecule: messenger RNA, 9040 nt
Organism: Adelges cooleyi (spruce gall adelgid)
Lineage: Eukaryota; Metazoa; Arthropoda; Insecta; Hemiptera; Adelgidae
Product: kinesin-related protein 4-like
Exons: 15
Coding region: 258-8666 (2802 amino acids)
Biological process (GO): mitotic cell cycle; microtubule-based movement
Cellular component (GO): microtubule
Molecular function (GO): plus-end-directed microtubule motor activity; ATP binding; microtubule binding
Source: RefSeq, a predicted model, not a curated record
AUAUAGUAUCCGAACAAAAUACAACGGACCUACAAAGUGAUCAAAAAAUUCGCGGUUUUCUUGUCUCUGCUUCGUGAUUUCAUGUAACUAACGUUAUAAAUCAAUUUUUUUACAUUAAUUAAUUAAAUACCGCUUUUUAGCUUUAAUAGUGUAGUGUGUAACAAGUGUAUUGACUAUUAUAUGUAUUAUAUAGUUACACAAUAGUUGUAAUGAAUACGAUACAUUUCCCGUUGUAAACUUACAUGUCUGCUUAGACCAUGGACAGUUGCAACAUUAAAGUGGCCAUCAAAGCCCGGCCGUUAAACCACAAAGAACAAUUAGACGGUAGAAUUUACUGGAAAAUUGAAUCCAACAGUAUAAUUCCAAUCGACCCGUCCUCUGAAAAGAAAAAAGGAGAUCCAUUUAUUUUCGAUAGAGUAUUUGACUCCCACUAUAGUAACAAUGACGUGUUUGACGAGAUUGUCAAACCAAUUAUUGAUAGAGGUGUCCAAGGUUUCAAUGGCACAGUAUUUGCUUAUGGUCAAACAUCUUCAGGAAAAACAUUCACCAUGUCUGGAGACAGUUGGAGUCCUGGUAUAAUUCCAUUAGCUGUUAAUUAUAUGUUUAAUGCUAUGAACAGUUCAUCCAGUAGAGAGUAUUUACUCAGGGCUUGUUAUUUGGAAAUUUACAAUGAAAAAAUAAUUGACUUAUUAGAAAAAAAAGAUAACAAAAUACAAACAAGGAAAAUAGAAAUUCAAAAAGAUGGCUUACAUAUUACACCUUUAAAAGCUAUAGUAUGCCAAAAUGCCCAAAUGGUAAUUGAUCUGAUGAAAAUUGGUGAGAAAAAUCGUAGCAUUGGAGAAACAAAUAUGAAUGAAAGAUCAUCAAGAUCUCAUACAAUUUUCCGUAUUAUAUUAGAAAGUCGUAAUAUUGAAGACGAUUGUGAUGGAGCUUAUCAACAAUCUGUAAUCAAUUUAGUUGACUUGGCUGGAUCAGAAAGAACUAGUCAAACACAGCCAUCCAUGGAAAGAUUUAAAGAAGGUUGCAAAAUUAACAGCUCUCUGACAACUCUUGGUCUUGUUAUUCAACAACUUAGUGAAUGUCAAGACAGCUCUCAACACAUUAAUUUUCGAGACAGUAAAUUGACAAGAAUAUUACAAACUUCUCUUGGGGGAAACUCUCUUACGGCCAUUAUUUGUACAAUUACUUUGGCAGUUGAUGAUCAAACUCUCAAUACAUUAAGUUUUGCAUCCAGAGCAAAAAAAAUUAAGAACACUGCUAAAGUAAAUGAAAAUGUCACAGAUGAAACACUUCUGAAACGAUAUAGAGUUCAAAUUUCCAAACUUAAUAAGGAAUUGGAAGGCAUAAAACAAAACCAAUAUGAAAAUGACGAAGUAAAUGAAAUAAAAUACAAGUAUCAAGAAGAAAAACGCACCAACGAAGAGCUUAAGGAACGAAUUAUGCGUUUACAAAAAAACAUGAUUACUUCAUCAGCAGAAAAUAAAGAUCAAUCUCAAACAAAAAGAGGUUUCAACCGUAGACGUACAUGGGGUGGAAAACUUGAUAACACGUUUUUUUCAAAUAGCAUACUUGAAACUAUCGAAGAAGAUAUAAACUUACCACGACCUAGUGUACCCUCAAAUUUCGGAGUUUUAAACAAAGAAACAUUUAAGACACCUUUAGAACCAUUUGAAUGGGAUUUAAUUAGAGAAGAAAGAUGCACUGUAGAUCAAGAGUCUUCAGUAAUUAGCAAUGUAGAAAUUAGUAGUAUAUCUCCUCCACCAGGUGUAUGUGAAACACCACGAAAAGUUUUAAGAGAACGUGUUAACAAUUAUAAAAGCCUAUUUGAAAUGAGUUUGAGAGAAAACAAUGAACUGAGAGAGUUUACUACUCUUGAAAGACAAAUGUUUCAUGAAAAUAAUGAGCAAUUAAAAGACUUAAACAAUUUAAAAAAACAAGUUGAAGAACUUCAAAUUGCAAAAAAUGCAUCAUCAGAAGUGAUAGAAAAACUAAAAUUGUCAAUAAAUCGAAUUGAAAAUGAAAAAAGAGAUGUUGAGGUUAUUGCAGAAAUGCAAAAAGAAAAGUACGAAAAACGAGAAAAAGAACUUUUAAUCUCAAUACAGGAAACGAGGGAAGAACUUCUAUCUAAAGAUGAUCAAUUAAAGAAAAUAAUUGCAAGUAAUUCUGAUAUGACGGAGAAGUAUGAAGAGAUUAAAAGACUUGAGAUGAAAAUCAAAGACAUCACUCGACAAAAUAGUAUACACAUAAAAGAAAUUGAAACACUUAAAUCUGAAUUAUUUGAAAAAGAUAAUAAUUUGAAAAAUGAGUUAUCAAAGAACUAUAACUUGGUUACUGAGGUAUCUGUUCUUCAAAAGCUUGUUGCUGAAGCUCAAACUAUUCCUUAUGCUAUUAAACUUUUAGCUUAUGAUGAUCAUUUUGUUAUGAAAAAAAGUGAAAUUAAUGAGUUGGAUCAACUUUUAGAGCAGUCUCAUUAUACUCUAGAACAAUUACAAAAAGAAAAUCAAAGCCUAAAAGAUGAAAAUAAUAAUUUUAAACUAUUAUCUGCUAAUCACAUAAAUGAAAAAUCUGAGCUAAACAAUCAAAUUAUUGAAUUGAAAUCUCAGCUGAAUUUAAUUGAAACCAGUGUCAGGUCUACUAUUUCACAAUUUUGUAAUGAAUCUGAUCUAAACAAUUUAAGAAGUACAAUAGAUUUUGUAGAUUUAUUAAAAUUUGCUGCUCUACAUUUUGAUAACAAAAAUGAAAAAUUGGCUAAACUAUCUGAUGAAAAUUUAAAAUUAAAAGAAGAGCUUGGCGUAUCACAUGACAAAAUACCAGUAAUUGUAUCAUUUAUUCUUGAAAAUAUAGACAGUGUUCUCCUAUUUAUUGCUUCUAUUGAAGAAAAGUCAAGUAAAGAAAAUAGACAUAUUUUAAAUAUUGAAGAAGAAAACGUAUUUCUCAAGUCGAGCUUUAAAUCAUUUGAGAAGUUAACAUCUGAAUGUGCUAAUAUUAUUGAACAGCUUAGAGAAAAUCAGUUAAUUAAUCAAUUUGUUCGGGAUGAAUUUUUUGAAUGCAAAUUUAUUAAAAACGAACUUCAAUUACAAGUUAACCAAUCAAGUCAAUUGAUCACUGAACUUGAAAGUUCAUUAAAAAAUCAAACGGAUGUAGAGAAUAAAAUCCGCGAAGAGUUAAAUAUGAAGUUAUUAGAACUAGAAAAUGCCUAUACUGAGAUUGAUGCUAUCAAUACAACACAUGGUAACGCUAUUGAAGAGUUAAAAGGGUGUGUUGAAACCACUAAGCAAGAACUUGUAGAAAAAUCGAACACAAUUGUUCUAUAUGAAAAUUCUAAAUCUGAACUACUAUUAAAGUGUAAAGAAUUAGAGCAAAUUAUUCAGUUGAACGGUGAUGAUAAAUUUAAAUUGGCUGAAAAAGAAGAAAUUGAAAAGCAAUUAAGAACUGAAUUAUCCUCCAAAUAUAUAGAAUUAGAAGACGCUCAUAGUAAAAUCAAUGAUAUGCAAGAUUGUAUUAAAGAAUUAAAAACUAAAAUUGAAUUGAAUUUGGUAACUCAUGAACAAUUAAACAAUGAAUUACAAUCUCUAAUAUCUGAGGUUUCUAAUAAAUCAGAACUGUCUGUGAAUAUGAAUAGUACAAAACUAGAACUUAAUACAUUUUCAGAUGAAUCUAACUUUACUAACAAACUGAAUAAUGUAAGUGCCAAUUCAAAUAAAUUGAAAAACAACACUGAUAAAACUGAAAAUUCACUGACCCAAGUAAAUGAUUCGACAACUAUGAUUGAAGAUAUUAUAGAAGAAAUUAAACUUAACAUAUCAUCUAGUUUUACUGAAAAUCAAAAUAGUCAACUUCAGAUCGAACAAAUAAAUCACGAUGGAUGUUCUGAAGAAAUUAAACAGUUGACCACAGUCAUUAAUGGACUUAAGACUGAAUUAGAGACACAUACAUUAAAUGAAAACAAAGCGAAGUAUAUGUUACAUGAAAUGGCUAUGGACUUUGACUAUUCUAAUUCAAAGAUAAUUGAAAUAAAAUCUAUAAUAGACAAUUUAAAUAAUGAGCAUGGUUGCAAAAAACUGACGGUAGAGCAGUUAAGCACCGAUCUUGAGUAUCUUAAAACAGAACUAACUGAAAAAAACAAGUUAAUACUUGAGUUGGAAAACACUAAUUUAGAACUGCUUCAGAAAUGUAGUGAAUUUGACAAAUAUGAACAGCUAGAUAAAAUUGUUGAAGAACUUAAAUUUGAGGUAGAAACUAAAACAGAAAUUGAAAGUGAUUUACGGACAGAGUUAUCAGCAAAGUCUAAUGAGUUGGAUACUAUUCGUUCUAAAACUGAUGAUGUACAAAAUCUAAUGAACGAGAUGAAAAUUGCUGCAGAAUCUAGUGUUGUUAUUGUGGAACAAUUAAAUGAAGAGCUCAUUAUAGCAAGAAAAGAUCUUGCUGAAAAAACAAGCCUAAUAAAUGAACUGGAAAAUUGGAAAUCUGAAAAAGAAAAUUGUUCUGAAGAGUAUGAUUUACUUCACAAGACUAUAAUUGAUUUACAAGUUAAACUAGAAGACAUAAAGACAACCAAACAAGAACUUCAACAACAAUUACUAGCCAAGACAACAAGUUUAGAUGAUGCUCUUGUUAAAGAAAAUGAAGUACAAACAUUAGUAGAAAGCAUGGAAAAUGAAAUACAAACUAAUAUAACUACAAUUCAACAUUUAAAACAACAAUUAGAAUCUUUAUUAGCCGAAAAAUCCGAUAUUUUAGCCACAUUAGAAGAUACAAAAUUAUCACUUCUUGCUAAAUCUAAUGAAAUGGAUAAUGUUAUUAUUGAAAAACUUAAAUUUGAAGAAGAGUGUUACAAUUCUAAAAACUUGAAAAAUGAAUUUGAAAAAGUUACACAACAUAAUACUGUACUUCAGACUGAAGUUAAUGAAGUCAAUAAAAAACUCAUUGAUAUGUCAAAACACUGUGAUGCUAUAAAACUACAAUCUGACAAUAAAUUACAAAUUCAAAUUGUGAAUUACAAACAAUUACAAGAAGAAUUCACUGCUCUUUCUAGAGAUAUUGAAUUGAUUUUAGCAUUAAAAACUAAAACAGAAUUGCAGUUGAGAGAAGAAGUACAAUUUAAGUCUGGUGAGCUUGCUGAUGCUCAAAAACAAUUAAUGGAACUAAGCAUUCAACAUGAAUAUGAUAUAUUAGAAGAAGAGUAUAUGAUCAAGUCUCGUGAAUUUGCAGAAACACAAAACAAAUUAUUAUCUCUAGAAACAUUAUUAUCUCAAAAAGAAGAAAGUGAAAAGAUUUUGCAAGAUAAAUACAAAGCAAAAUGUAAUGAGUUAAAUGAGUAUAAGAGGAGCAUUGAAUUUUUAUGUUCAAGAAAUGAUUCAUUCCUAACUAGGGUUGAAGAUUUUGAAGAUAAUGUUUUGGUUGCUUUGAAUGAUGAAUUUGAUUCUAUGAAAUUGGAAUUAGAAAAAAAAAGUGAAAUUGAAUGUACACUAAUGAAUGAGAAAUCAGAGCUGGCAUUAAAUUUAAGUAAAAUUCAAGAUGAACUCCAACGUGUUACCACUGAUUUUAAUAUAGCUCAAGAUCAAAUCAUAGUUUUGAAAGCACAACUUGUUGAAGUGACUGCUGCUAGAGAAAGUUUGGUGGAUCAGUUAAAUGUUCUUGGAGAAGAAUUAAUAAAAUCCAAAACUACUAAUGAAAGUAUUAAUAACGAAUUAUAUGUUGUUAACAAAGAACUUGAAAAUAAUAAUUCGAAAAUUAGUUGUCUAGAAAACGAUUUGGAAACUUUAAAGUUGAAAUUUGAUGAAAAAAUUAAUAAAAACGAUAUAAAAGACGAUUCGGAGGCUAGAAAUCAGUUAAUAGAUCCUCUUGUCGACCACGUACAUGAAAUAAAACUAAAACUAACUGAACUUAAUUCUGCAAUGAUAUCAGGAAAUCAAAGUGAAAAACAAUUCCGAACAAAAUGUAUGGUGUUAGAUGAUAUCCUCCCAUUGGAAGAUGCAUGGAAACUUAGUUGUGGAAAUCAACCUGGAUCUCCAGUUGAGGAAAUUGAACUAGAAAUUGAAACGCUGCGUAAGGUGUUAGAAGAUAAGAGUAAUUUGGUUAGUUCACUUCAAGAAACUAAAAUUGAAUUGGAGAAAAAUAUUGCUGAACAACAAGAUAAAAUAAAAGAUAUAAUGGUAGAAAAUAAGAAAUUGGCUGAGCAAUUUAUGUCUGCAGAAAAUGAUUUAAAAGAUAAAUAUCAUCAAAUUGAAAAUUUGAAUGUUUUGUUAAAUAAAUUAAAUAAACAAUAUACUGAGAUGGAACAACUUAAUUUGAAAUCAAGUGAUCAACUACAAGAAACCAAGGUUGCAUUUGAAAAGAAUAUUGCUGAACUGCAAGAUAAAUUGAAGGAGAUAACAGUAGAAAAUGAUAAAUUGGCUGAUCAGUUGAAGUCUACAGUAAAUGAUUUAAAAGAAAAAUGUCAGGAAAUCGAAAAAUUAAAUAACUUAUUAGAUCAACGGAAUAAACAGUAUGAUGAGCUUGAAAAAAAUAACCAAGAAUCGAAAAACGAAGUAGAUCAUAGCUUAGAUAUUGAAUUAGAAUUAAGAAAUGGUAAAAAAAAUAUAGUUAACGAGAUUAAUCUUCUUGAACCAGGAAAAAUUACUGGGGUUCUUAUCCACCAUAAUUUGACUAAUUUAUUGGACACCUUUGUUGGUCUUAUAAUGACAAAAGAACAACAAAUUGUGACUGAUUUGAUAAAUGAUCACAAAAAAGUAAAACAGCAGUUUGAAGAUGAAAUAAGACAGCUCCAAGAAGAUAUUAAAAAAGCUAAAGAGUGGCAAGAACAAGUGGAAAGCGAUAAUGAAAAAUUAGGUUUAGAACUUGAAGAGCUGAAAUCCCUAAAACAGAAUUAUCCUAGUAGAGAAGUCGAAAUUAAAGAAUUAAAAGAACGAGUUGCUGAAGCAGAACUUCAAUCUCUUAACUAUUUCAAUGAACUAAAGGAAUUAAAAACCCAAAUAAGCAACACAAAUGAACAAAAUUAUCAACUUCUAUCGGAUGAAUUUGAACAGUUUAAAUCAAACACUGAGAACUCUAUGCAAGAUCUAAAGAAAAAACUUGAAGAUCUCACAAAUAUUUAUAACGAAUCAUUGCAGUUGUAUGAAGACCAGAAGAAUCAUCAUAUUGUUCUUAAAACUCAAUUAACAGAUGCUCAGUCAGAGUGUUCUUGUUUAAAAUCUGUUAUCGAAGAAAAAGAAGAGUGUAUUCAAAAGUUAGUUCAAGAAGUUAUAGUAAAAUCUAAAGAGUAUGAAGCUUUGAGUGAAAAAAAUACUUUACAACGAGAAGAAAUAAUAGCCUUCAACUGUAAAAAAAUUGAUGAACUUCAACUAGAAUUAAAUGACAAAAUUCAAAAAUUAUAUAAUACUGAAAAAUUACUUAAAGAAACAACUAAAAACUACAAUGUUCUCCACGAAGAAAACAAAUUACAUCUACAGCAAUUAGAAAAUUUACAGUUUAAUGAUGGACCUGUGUCUGAUAAACUUUCAGAACUUGAGCAGAAUUUAAACAAACUAGUUGUAGAAAAUAAAAAGAAAAUAGAAAUUGAAAUGGAAUUGACUGAUAAAAUUGAAAAAUCCGUAGAUCAAUGUUCUAUUCUUACUAAAGAAUUGGAAAUUAAUAAAUCAAAAGUUAAUGAGCUUGAAAAACAAUUAGAAGUCUGUCAUCAAACUAUUAAACUGAAAAAUGAUCAAUUGGAAAACUAUCUAAUGAAAACAAAGGUCAAAGAUGAUGAUUAUAUUGAAUUAAAUGUGGUUACUGAUAAAUUGAGAAAGUUGUUUAAAUCAACAAACUCUUUAUCAGCCCUUCUUGAUGAUGUUGGAGUAUUGGUAGCUAAAUGUGAGUGCUUAGAAGAAGAAGUCGAUGAUCUGAAACGUCAAAAUAUGAAUUUAGAUAAUGAGUGCGAGACAAUGUUGAUAGAAUUAAAAAGUAAGGAUGAUAAACUUCUUGAGUUCUUAACACAGGAGGAUGAUUUAAGAAAGGCAAAUGAAGUGUUAACAGUGGAAAGAGAUUUCUUGAGGAAUAAAUGCGAUCAAUAUAAAAACAUUAAUGAUGAUGUGAAAAAACUAAACGAAGAGGUGUGUAAUUACCAGCAAAGCAUUUAUCAGUUACGAAAAGAGAAAGGUCAAGUUAUUCUUCAACACGACAAAGAAAUAAAGCAAUUAAAAGCAGAGCUAUGUGAAGUUCACGCAAAGAACUUGGAAUUGCUUAAUGAACAUAAAAAACUAACUGAAAAUGCAAAAAAUUUGGAAAAAUCUCUAAAGGAAGAUAUACAACAACUAAACAGAUGUAUUGUUGAUAAAAACGCCAAAAUUUCAACACUUGAGUUGUUUUUUAAAACCAACACCGAAGAACUCAAGAACAAAAACCAAGAUUUAGAACAUGUUUACAAAAGAGCUAGAGAAGAGAAUCAUAUGUUGCGUAAAGAAAUGAGACGCUUAAAAGAAAUUACAAGUGUAAGAAAAACUGAACAAUGCACUCAGACUGUUGAAGAACAAAGUGUUGUGAGUAGUGCCAUGGUUGCUGGACAUAAAAGCAUGAUGGAAAAAAUUGCUAAAUUAGAAAAUGACAAUUAUGUUAUGAAAAAAAUGUUACAUCAUCGUAAAAUUAAAAUUGAAGAGCUUCAAAAACAAAUUGAGGAGCGACCUUGUUAAUUUUGUAAAUCUUUACUUAUCAAAUUAUUACUAAUAGUUAUUUUGUAAUAUGUUUUUUAUAAGAAAUAGCUUUAGGUAUGCGUAUGACACAUUUUAAAAUUUAAUAAAAUAUGUGAUUAAAUUUUAAGCUUAAUUAUUAUAUUAUUAUUUAUGCUAUAUGUAUGUUUUUGUAGUAGUGAGUUCUUUAAUCCAAUGGGGUAUUUAAUGUUACUUAUUUUGAACAAUUUAUGUGAUAAGCUAAAAAUUAUAUUUAUUUUUACACUCUACACCGUCAUGUUUUCUUUAAUACUUUUCAUAUGUAUAUAAUAUAUGUAUACAGGCAUUUUUGCCUAGUAAUAUCGGCCCAAUAUAUUAUACCUAAGUAAUUCUUGUUA